Drosophila serrata is the source of this 438-nucleotide messenger RNA. It is a transcript of the gene Cpr49Aa, whose product is annotated as Cuticular protein 49Aa. Lineage: Eukaryota; Metazoa; Arthropoda; Insecta; Diptera; Drosophilidae. The record is from RefSeq and is a predicted model, not a curated record. Gene Ontology annotation, molecular function: structural constituent of chitin-based larval cuticle. Gene Ontology annotation, cellular component: chitin-based extracellular matrix.
AUGCAAUACACAUUCAUUAUAGUGGCAGCUCUGCUGCUUAGCUUGGUCCAUGCCCAACCCAGGCCCCAGGCUCAGGGCGAGCCCAUUCCCAUCAUCAGACAGGAGCAAGAGGUUAACUUCGAUGGCUCCUAUAAGUACUCCUACGAGACGGGCAAUGGGAUCAAUGUUGCGGAGGAGGGCUACCUGAAGAACGCGGGCACCGACAAUGCCGGCCAGGUCGCGCAGGGCUCCUUCUCCUACACCUCGCCGGAGGGCAUACCCAUCCAGAUAACCUAUCUGGCAGACGAGAAUGGCUUCCAGCCGCAGGGCGAUCACCUGCCCACACCGCCACCCAUCCCGCCUGCGAUCCAGAAGGCACUGGCCUACCUGGCCACCGCUCCUCCACCGCCGCAAGAGCCACAGCAGGGCGGCGGUGGGUUCAACAACCGACGGGGCUAA